UUCAUUUUGCGCAUGCGCUACGGAAAAAUGAGUCAACUUGGUUCAUGGCUGGCCUACUUUCAGAAGUAAGGAUUAUACCUUCUUUCUGUUUCAGCCUCCCAUAUGCAUGAAGGCAAUUUUAACAGGAAAAAAAUGCAUAUAGGGGAAAUCCCCGUAGCCGUACCGAACCUUCGGCUUACGUUUACAGGGCAAGUUGAGCUGCACUUUCACGUGCAAUAAUCUUAAGGGUUAUGUUUCCGUAUGCAAGAAGUGUGUUACCUACGUUGUCGUGACAGUUGAAAGACACGGACUACGUAAUGAAGGAAGUGGAAUCGACAAGUUAGCGUUUUCCCUGGAACUGUGGGGAAGGAUAAUGGCCAGAACAAAUUUGGUGUAUCUUUUGCUCGUCACAACAGCGCUCUUCACAGCAGAGGCUGCGAGAAACUCAGCGAGAAUCACAGCUCCAGGCAGUGUGACCGUUCGGAGAGGAGAGCCACUGCUGUUGUCAUGUAAUGUAACAUUUCAGACUGUUGAUGUGAGGACGGUUAGGUGGGAACGAAUGCAAAAAGACGCAAGUAGGACUCCAGCGGUCUACGGUGAGAUUGAUGUUUCGGGAGGCUGCGUGUUGCUUACUGCAAACCUGUCAUGUAUGGCUGUGAACACGACUGACAACCGUGGCAUCGUGCGAUAUGAAAGAGGCACAAGUAACAACGCUUGGUUGACACUCACAAUUAGUGAAAGUCAACUCGAAGACAGCACGGAUUUCCAGUGUGUAUUUCAUGUAAAUGGAAGCAGAAAUGAGGCAAACAUACAGGUGACUGUCAACUUCUUCCCAAAUACAUCUUAUCCUGUCUGUUUCGUGUCAUCGUAUCUAACAUAUCCAACCCCGUCAAUUCUUACGUGCUUGUCUGAGACAGCUCGACCGAAUAUUUCCCUUCAGUGGACGACGUCGGUUGAUGCACCAGACAUUCCCCUCGAAGGGAGGGUGGAAACUGCUGGUGGGCAAGUUGUAAGUAAGUUGCAUCUUAACUCGUCGUGGACCUACAAGAGCUUCACUUGUCACUUGACGAGCGGGGCGUUUCCCAAUAUGGAAAGGCAGUGCUCCGUGGAUAUUGGACCGGUAUUAGCAUCGACCAUCGAUUCUUCAUCGGCAACAAUCCAGGACCGCCAGCCUAUCAGCACGGAUGCACUUAGGCCGACUGUUUAUCCCACGAGCUCAAACAAACCAGACACAAAGUCUCGUUUAUCCUCUACUCUGAUAAUUGUAGUGUCGGCAGGUGUCGUCAGUGUUAUCAUCAUUCUUCUUGCCAUCAUUGUAUGCCUGGUGUCGAAAAGGAGGAAAUCAAGGAGUUCGGAACAGGGAAAGACGACCCUUCAUUUGUCCAUUCCUGCCUUGGCAGGCGACGAUGCUGGAGGCCACAUCUACCACACGAUCGACGGCCCGUCUACGAAUGGUGGAGGGGAAGACAGAGACGCCAGCCAAAUUCGGGACUUCAGACCGACAGGUCUACCGCUAUCUGCCACAUCCAGUUCUGCCACCGCGUCCAAACUGUUACCAUCGUAUGCAGUCCUUGAUCCUGACAAGCCAGUGUAUGCUGCUGUCCAGAAGAAGGCUGCCUCAUCACAUGAUGCCAGAAGAAACCCAAACGAUAUGAAAAGAUCGUGCCAGGAAAACCCGCAUGCCGUAGGAGAGGCCUCUUCCGAAGCAGUAAACUUUCAUACGGUGGACGGGUUGGAGCACCGGCUUGACGGUAGUAGCGAAAACGGAGAGUGCACCACAGACUUCGUGGACAACAUCUUGUACGUUUCUUCGCCGGAUGAUGCACUAGGACAUGAGUAAGGGUCUGAUAUAGCAAGGUCAAAGGUCAAAUUCUAUUUUCGGCCAUUUGACUUAGCUGCUGGAAGUUGGGUGAGAUUUUUUCGUACCCUUUUCCCAUUCAUAAAACUACGAAAGUAUCUAGGAUUACAAAGAAAUACAUUUUAUUAGUUACAAUAUACUCGUUGUAAAUAAUUGCUGUGGUUCUUUACUGAGAACAUUUUUCUCAAAUGUUUCCUUGAAAACUUUGGCUUUAAUUCUAAGCUAUAGAGCAUAAAUUUUAGACAUCUCUGUUCAUCAAACAUAUAGCAACAACAUUAUUUAGAUGUAUUCAGAAUAGACACUGAAACUAUUUUUUCAAGGUUUAUGAUAUUACAGUUGGAACUAAGGAAAUUUUGAACAAAACCUCCAGUGUUGAA
Molecule: messenger RNA, 2214 nt
Organism: Acanthaster planci (crown-of-thorns starfish)
Lineage: Eukaryota; Metazoa; Echinodermata; Asteroidea; Valvatida; Acanthasteridae
Source: RefSeq, a predicted model, not a curated record